Solea senegalensis (Senegalese sole) is the source of this 2156-nucleotide messenger RNA. It is a transcript of the gene dgke, whose product is annotated as diacylglycerol kinase, epsilon. The transcript is spliced from 11 exons. Gene Ontology annotation, molecular function: ATP-dependent diacylglycerol kinase activity. The record is from RefSeq and is a predicted model, not a curated record. Lineage: Eukaryota; Metazoa; Chordata; Actinopteri; Pleuronectiformes; Soleidae. The coding region runs from base 264 to 1985 and encodes 573 amino acids.
GUGACUCAUCUCGAGAUUAAAGAACUCUUUGAUGAAUGCUAGGUUAGCAUAGUUAGCUUGAGGCUCCAGCGGCAUCACGUCGUGUCCGUGUUUCCGUCUGCUUUCCCCGUAAACCAUGUUCAUGUUUCGGUCAGGCUUAGUGUCAACGUCCCGUGCGAGUGCGUGGACAUGAGCGUGGCGGAGCAGAGGUGCUUUUGUGUCCCGUGUGUUUACGGAGCUCUCCGCCUUUUCGCACACUUCCGCUCGUUAGCGUCGGUGCAGCGAUGAACCAGGAGCGGGAUGAGGCGCAGGACGACAGCGGCCCCCGGGAGGAGUGGACCCUGCUCUUCUGGACCUCUCUGGCCGUCGUCGUCCCGGUCGUCAUCACGCUGUGGUGCAGCGUCCAGCGCUCCAAGCGGAAAACCUACAUGAAGGGUUUCUUCCGCAAGAGCAAGCACGGCUGGCACUACACGGACCUGUUCACCAAGCCCACCUACUGCUGCGUGUGCUCGCAGCACAUCCUGCACGGCGCGUUCUGCGACUGCUGCGGCGUGUGCGCCGACGAGCAGUGCCUGCGCCGGGCCGACCGGAGCCUGCCGUGCAAGGAGAUCAUGGCCCCCUCCAGGCCCGGCGGAGGCGCGGAGCACCGCUGGGUCCGCGGCAACGUCCCCCUCGCCAGUUACUGCGCUGCGUGUAAACAGCAGUGUGGGACGCAGCCGAAGCUCUGCGACUUCAGGUGUGUGUGGUGUCAGACCACCGUGCAUGAUGACUGCAUGGACAGCCUGGCAGACACAGACGAGUGUGACCUGGGUGAAUUCCACUGCCUCAUCAUCCCGCCUCACUACCUCUACCGCGUCAACAAACUCCGCCGCCGGCAGCCAGACGAGUUCAGCAAGCUGGCGUCGUCCUGCGGCAGUGGCUGGACUCCAGUGUUGGUCUUGGCGAACACUCGCAGCGGCAACAACAUGGGGGAGGCUCUGCUGCGAGAAUUCCGCACGCUUCUCAACCCAGUGCAGGUGUUUGACCUGUCUGAACUGACGCCUGUCAAAGCCCUGCAGCUGUGCACCCUCCUGCCCCCCGGCAGCGUCCGGGUGCUGGUGUGUGGAGGCGACGGCACGGUGGGCUGGGUGCUGGAUGCCGUAGAUACCAUGAAGCUAAAGGGUCAAGACCAGUUCAUUCCCAGAGUGACCAUCCUUCCCCUGGGGACAGGAAACGACCUCUCCAACACUCUGGGCUGGGGGAAUGGGUAUGCCGGGGAGAUCCCUGUGGAACAGGUUCUUCGUAACGUCCUCGACGCCGAGGUGGUCAAAAUGGACAGGUGGAAAGUGCAGGUGGCUUCAAAAGGAGCUUAUUUCCGAAAACCAAAGGUUCAGUCCAUGAAUAACUACUUCUCUGUUGGACCCGACGCUCUGAUGGCUCUUAACUUCCACACACACCGCGAGAAAACGCCCUCCUUCUUCUCCAGCCGCAUCAUCAACAAGGCCGUGUAUUUCCUGUAUGGCACCAAAGACUGUUUAGUGCAGGAAUGUAAGGAUCUGGAUAAGAGGAUUGAGUUGGAGUUGGAUGGGGAGAGGGUGGCGCUGCCCAGUCUGGAGGGCAUCAUCGUUUGUAACAUCGGUUACUGGGGUGGCGGCUGCAGACUGUGGGAGGGGAUGGGGGAUGAACCGUGUCCCCCCACACGACUGGAUGACGGCCUGCUGGAGGUGGUGGGCGUGUUUGGCUCCUUCCACUGUGCACAGAUCCAGGUCAAGCUGGCCAACCCCGUACGACUGGGACAGGCUCACACUGUCAGGCUGAUUCUGAAGAGUUCCAAGAUGCCCAUGCAGGUGGACGGGGAGCCGUGGGCCCAGGGCCCCUGCACCAUCACCAUCACCCAUAAAACCCAGGUCCACAUGCUUUAUCACAGCUCAGAGCAGACGGACGACGAAAGCAGCGCCUCCGAGCCCGAGAGCCCCGCCCCGCACGAGUCGCCCCGGGCCCCGGUGCCAACCUCCGCCCGUGCUUGAUGCACCUGCGUGAACGCUCUUCUUUCCCCAGCUGUUUGUGUUUGUUUCAGCCCACUUUGAGUUCAGGCUUCUUUUGUGACGGCACUUCAUUUAUCUUCCUCUCAGAUCUCUGAAUAUACUUUAACCUUAAAAGCCCAGUGUGUGAACAUGUAGGAGGAGCAGUUAGUGUUU